Molecule: messenger RNA, 513 nt
Organism: Cooperia oncophora
Lineage: Eukaryota; Metazoa; Nematoda; Chromadorea; Rhabditida; Trichostrongylidae
Source: the annotation of a GenBank genome assembly
AUGGGAUCAAAAAAGACUUCAGAGAAUGCUGCACUCGAAAAGGUGGCCACUCCCGAGAAGAUUUAUAGAGUCCUAACAAUGGAGCCGGACAUUUGUGAAGUGCCAGCUUCAAUUAUCAGCAUGUCGUCGAAAUUGGUCACCAUGUUUGAGGACUUGAAUCUCCAAGAUGAAGAUGAAGACGCUCCCAUUCCAAUUCUAAACGUCACAGCUCCAGUUCUCAAAAAGGUGGUAGCGUGGUGUGAAAAGCAUAAAACGGAAGGGAAUGACAUCAAAAAGCUUGAAGAGUGGUCCGAGGACUUUUUCAAUGUCGAUUAUCCCAUGCUUUUCGAGAUCACAGUGGCUGCCACUUAUCUGGACAUUCCCAAACUACUCGAUGAUGGAUGCGAGAAGAUCGCCCACAUUAUGGAAGGAAAGACUCCCGAAGAAAUUCGCACUAUGUUCAACAUUACAAACGACUUUUCCCCAGCAGAAGAGGAGGAAAUCCGCAGGGAGAAUGCUUGGUAUGAAGUAUAA